CUUCGGACGACGAGUACCAAGAUAAUACCAACAGGAUGUCUUUUCGUGGUGGAGGCCGUGGUCCGGCCACUGGUGCUAACCGUGGAGGCAACUUUUCACGUGGUGGCCGCGGGGGCUUCCAGCAGUCAUUUGGUCCACCGGCACAGGUUCUAGAGAUGGGCACCUUCAUGCAUGCCUGUGAAGGCGAGAUGGUCUGCGAAUCGAUCAACCCGAAGAUUCCGUAUUUCAAUGCGCCCAUCUACCUGGAGAACAAGACUCCUAUCGGCAAGGUUGACGAGGUGCUGGGUCCGAUUAACCAGGUCUAUUUCACAAUCAAGCCGCAGGAAGGCAUUGUCGCCACCUCUUUCAAGCCUGGUGAUAAGGUGUAUAUUGGAGGAGACAAGCUUCUACCACUAGAGAAGUUCCUUCCUAAGCCUAAGCCGCCACCAGGUGCCGCAAAACCCAAGAGAGCAGGUGGAGCUGGCAGAGGCGCGCCGCGCGGUGGUAGAGGAGGUGCAAGAGGUGCCGCAAGGGGCGGCAGGGGCGGAGCACCAAGAGGACGGGGAGGCCCUAGGGGCGGUGGUCGUGGAGGUGGUUUUGGAGGUGGUUUUGGAGGUGGUUUCUCGCGGGGAGGCGGCCGAGGAGGCGGCCGUGGAGGUGGCCGUGGACGUUUUUAGACCAUGUCUGUCUUUCCACACUGUCUUAUUACGGCGUUUGGGGAAACGGGAACUCUUCCAGGAAAUGAUUUUUGAUCGCAAUAUCUUGCCGAUUAUAAAAAAAUAUUUGCUGCUAUAUUCGGUGCUGAAGAACGUAUCCAGCUGCGGAUUUCAUGUUCAAUCUUUUGCUCUGUGCUGUAACCAAGGCGUGAGAGCUGGUAGAUUCUCUUGCAGUGAGGUGAAGGAAAUAGUGCGGCAUCUUGUCUGGUAGCAAUUCUGGGUCUGCAUGGUUGGAACCACAGGCGCUUUGUUAUAAUAGGGACGCA
This is a messenger RNA of Monascus purpureus, 961 nucleotides long. Lineage: Eukaryota; Fungi; Ascomycota; Eurotiomycetes; Eurotiales; Aspergillaceae. The record is from the annotation of a GenBank genome assembly.